Messenger RNA from Guillardia theta CCMP2712, 767 nucleotides. RefSeq lists its product as hypothetical. The record is from RefSeq and is a predicted model, not a curated record. Bases 175 to 699 code for a protein of 174 amino acids. The transcript has a single exon. NCBI's taxonomy places the organism in Eukaryota, Cryptophyceae, Pyrenomonadales, Geminigeraceae.
AGGAAGCUGUCAUACAUCAACCAGGUAUUUGAAAUGAAUGGCGUACACAUUCAAUUAAGUGAAAAAAGGUUACAAGAAUUUCGAACACAGCUAGAUGGCGAUCAAUGCAAUGAUUUGAUUCGAGUAUUGCCUGAAGUUAUUCGAAUCAUAUGUCAAGACGAAGAGAAAUUGAAAAUGUGGGAUGAGGCAAUUGAGCAGCUACGAGAUAUUCUUUUUCUAUUACAGACGCAGCACUUUGCGAAGAUGAGUCAGGAUCAAGCGAAGAAUUUGCCCAUACAGAUUAGAAGCUUUGCGUACAGGUUGAUUCGUUUGGUUGGACAAGCAAAACUUCUUCAGUCGUUCUACUUGCAUUCAAUGGUGUCUGGACAUGUAGGAGACCAGUUCACAUAUCUCUACGAGAAAUAUGGAGUUGAAAUUGGACUGCUCAACAUGUCUUGCAUCGAGCUUCGUCAUAGGUUGCAGGGCCGUCCAUCCUAUCAGCGAGCAUUGAUUUUGGCCAACAACUACAUCGCAAAAUCAAAAAAAAAGUUGGUACCCUCGGAUGAAGGAUCUGCAUCUGGGUCAGAUUCCAACGAUUUUCGCUGCCCAUGUAACAGCGCAAACGGCCCAUCGUUCAAGCAAGACCAGAAGGGAAAGUUCCAUAAGUGUUGCAGAGCACAUUUUACACUGGGUCAGCUCUUGUUGCAAAGCCACGUAUGACCAUGACUUGUACACGUCAGACUGAAUUUUGUAGUGUUUUAUUCAUCCGAAUAAAUGCGAGUCAAAUG